AUGACUACCAUGAUGGCCAUGAUGGAUCAGCAUGCGAUGUUUGCGACUGGAUACUACGAGCUGCCUUCGCCUUCAUACACAUCUAUGGAGGAGAGCAAGUCAUCGUUAAUAUUGCAAUCAACUUUCGCGCCGCCGAGUAAACAAAACAGUACGACACAACGCGAUGGCGACGAGAAGUCGUUCUUACUACUAUCACUGAAGGCCUCGGAUGAAGACGAAUAUAUCACGCCCCUGCCUUUAUAUACACCUAUCGACGAGCACCCACCGCCCGCUUAUACCAAGGAUAUCGAGGACGAGGUAGCGACUAGCCAUAUUCUAACACACAAAUCAUUGCACACGUAUCCCGAGAGAUCGAGAUCGUCAGCAUCAUUAUUCGGCGGAGGAUUAUAUGGUGUGCGAGAACGGGCACCCAAGAGGAGGGCAGCAAAGGGCUCGUCAUCCGCGAAGAGCGCGGAUAAGAAAACGACUGCUAAAGCGACGACAACUAGAGGAAAGAUUAGUGGCUCAGGAGGCACAAGUGGUGCUGGCGACGAUGAGGACGAGAAGAAGAGAAAGAAGGAUGAGGAUCGGAAGAAGAGGGAGGAGGAAGAGCUCGAGAAGCUGAGAAAGGAGGAGGAGGAAGAGAAGAGGAAGGAGGAGGAAGCGGCUGCAGAGGAGGAAAGGUUACGCUUGGAGGAGGAAGAAAAGGAGCGACUCCGACUGGAAGAGGAGGAGAAAGAGAGACUGAGGUUAGAGGAAGAAAAACGAAUCGCCGACGAAAUCGCGAACAGCACUAAUGCAUGGGGUAAUAAUGAGGAGGAGGAGGAGCAAAAUACCGGAGGUGGGUGGGGCUUCUUAGGUGGGAGGAAGAAGAAGGAAGUCAAGACAAAGAAAGUCGCGCCAGCACCAGCACCAGCACCUCCACCUCCACCUCCGCCCGCACCUACACCACCAGUUAUAGAAGUAGCACCUGCUCCCCCACCACCGCCGACGCCGCCCCAAGAAGAAUCGGUACCUGGUGGGUUUGUCGAAGCCGUAGAAGUCGUCCAAGAGGUCCAGGAGACACCGAGGGAGAAAGAAAGGAGGGAGAAAGAAAGGAGGGAGAAGGCGGAAAGAAGAAGAAAGAGAGAGGAGGAUAGACUCGACAGACUCACCAAGGGAUUGCCAGCGAGGAAGUCAAGGAGGGAAGCAGAAGCAGAGGCCGCUGCAGCAAAGACAGUCGUAGAGGUUGUUGAAGCACCAGCGCCCGCACCCGCACCCGCACCUACACCGGUAGAAGCAGCCCCUGCACCGGAACUGCCGGUGGAAAGUGACGAAGUUGUCUCGCCAAAAAUAGACGUCGAUGAUAUUGAUGACAACGAGGAUAAUGUCAGUCCAACAAACAGCGCGCCCAAAUUAUCCGGAUUCGGUGGGAUCGGUUUGGGCUGGGGAAGAUUAGGUCUUGGCCUCACAAAGUGGGGUGCCGCCUCACAAGGUAGUGACUCCACUUCUCCAAAUGGUUCUGCGAUUGGGUCGAAGAAAACAACACCCGUCGACGAAACACCGAAGGAUCUAUUCCCCCCAACGAAGAAAGAGCUGAGCGAGAGCAUCGCAAACCAGAAAAAGGUCGAGCCUGAACCACUGCCAGAACCAGAGCCAGUGGUUGAAGUGGUCGAACCUGAACCGGAGCCGGUCAAGGAUGAGAUUCCAGAACAAGCUACAGAGCCAGUUAUCAUGCCACAAGAAGCGCCCGUCGAAGACGAUUUCGGUUACGUCAAGAAGGGGAAGAAGGGGAAGAAGGUAGAAAAGAAGCCUACAAAAGCUGCUGCGACAGUUCCGGAGGAAACCGAGAAGAAGAAGACAGGAAAAGUUGCUUCGCCAGUUACAGAGGAAACUGAGAAGAAGAAGACAGGAAAAGUCGCUUCGCUUGCGGGUGUCUAUGAGAAGCGCGCAUCCACCAUCAAGAAGGAUGUGGUGGAGAAGCCGACCAAGUCCAAAUCCAGAUCAACUGCAAUCCCUGUUGAGAUACCUACUGAGCCCGAGGUGCCUGAGCCUGAGCCAGUAGUCGAACCUCCAGCAAAGGAACCAAAAGACGAGCAAGAGUCCUACUACGGCCCAGGCUAUGAGAAGGUAAAACAGCGCAAAUAUGCCGACACGCCGGAGGUGAGGUAUGCCGGUAAAUCCAAUAUAGGAUAUGUUCCCACCCCCGAAGAGACACCAUACGUGCCAAUUCCCAAGGAACCAGCAUAUGCGCCAGUACCAGAAGGACCUAAGUACGCUGAACCUAAGCAAUUCGAAUAUGCGACGCCCAAUAUUUGGAGUCUCGGCAAGAAGGGUAGGAGGAAUGGAAAGGCCGAAGUAGCUACAGCUCCCGCGCCUCCUCCACCAAUCGUUGAACGAGUCCCAACACCCGAGCCCGAACCAAUUCCUGAUCCAGUUGUCGAACAACCUGAACCCGAACCCGAACCCGAACCCAUUGUUGAACCCGAGCCCGUGCCUGUUCCAGAACCAGUGAAGCCUACAAAGCAUGAAAAGAAGCAGAAGAAAAAGAAGGGUUGGUUCUUUGCUGAGCCUGAGGAAUCAGAACCCGAACCAGUCCCGGAACCGCCGGUUGAAGUUGUUCCCAUUGCGGAGGAAGUUCAGGUGACGGAGGCAGAGCCCGAGCCGGAAGAAGAAGAGCCAGGGGCAGAGUUCGUUGAAGCUGUCGCAGAGGUGGUCGAUGCUGAACCUGAGCUUGAGAUUCCUGCCAUUGUCGAGCCCGAAACGGCUCCCGCCCCUGGCCCCGAAGCUAGAAGAACAAGAAAAGAUGUCAAAGACGUCUCAGUCUGGAGCCUACUCGCACCGCCGAAGCCGAAGAAGAAAAGCCCAGGCCCCGAGGUUAGCAUUGCCCCCAAUUGCUCCCUUUCUCCUUCUCCCCCCACCUCCCCGCAAGACAGCGAGUCUGCAGAGAAGCACCAAGCAGGCAAAGACGGUGAUGUUGACACAUCUGUUUCUGUAAAGAAGCCCAAGGAAAGAAGACUUUCAGCGGAGGUGGUGGACGCCAAUGGGGGCCCAGUCAAGACCGUUGGGCUCCGCGAACUGUGGAAGAUGAACAAGGAGGUGGAGAGGAAGAAGAAGAACGCAAGAGGCCUUUCGCCUGUCGAAAGAUGGCAGGCCGAUGUUGUGCCCGAAAUGCCCCCAGACGAGGACGAAUAUAAUAGCACAGAAGAAAUCGAGAAGGACGGUCACGUGGACGCCGCUGAUGCCGAUAUUCCGCUGUCAUCUCCCCCUCCAACAAUGCUUCCAAUAGAGUCCUAUCUUGUCCCCGAUACCCCUAUCGCUGCGCAAGCACCGUCACCAGUCUGGAAAGAGGCACCACCCCUUUUCGCACCAGUCUCUCGCAAGUCUUCUUCAAAGAAAGACAGGAAAAAGAGAUCUGAUCCAACUGUCGAACUGCAAGCCAAUCCGAUUGUCGAGGAGCCAGAGCCAGCUGCUGAACCCGAACCUGAGCCGGUACUAGAGCCUACCAAGCGAGAGACAAGGCAAAGGAAGAAGACCUGGGGUCGGUUUUUCGAAACGGUAGACGAACCAGAGCCAGAACCGGUUGUGGAACCUGAGCCCGAGCCAGUGGUUGAAGCGCCCGCAGUCGAGCCAGAGUCAGUGGCCGAGGAACCAGAACCGAUCGUCGAGGCAGCACCCGAACCUGAGCCUGCUAAACCUCCGAGGAAGGAGCGAAAACAGAAAAAGAAGGGCUGGUUCUACACUUCACCCGAAACUGAUACUGAGCCCGAGCCAGUCGUUCAAGAACCUGUGCAAGAGCCUGAAAUUGAACCUGCGCCAGAGCCAAUUGUUGAGCCGGAACCAGCGCCAGCGCCAGAACCAGUGAGUAGGCUACCGGUGAGGUCCAAUAGAAAUACCAAGAAAGGCUGGAUCUUUGGAGGGUCUACCCAAUCACCAGUGUCCGAGCCACCAACACCAUCAGUGUCCGAGCCUGUUCCUGAACUCGAAUCAGAAUCGGCGGGCGAGCCAGAAUUAGAGCAGGAAAGUGCUGCACGAACACCUGAGCCCAGUGAACCUGAAGCGCAAUUUGAAGAAGGUCAAGAGGGAGAAUAUUCACCAACACGUUUGGCAAUCGGCUGGCCUGAAGAGAAAGCACGAUCAAAGGAGCGGCGCCAUAGCCAAAAACACAAGGACCUAAAGGAAGGAGCUGUUGAACCCAAGAAAAAAGAAAAGCGCCGAAGUCGCAAGCUUGACGAUCCAAGUGCAGCACCUUCCUCGACAUCAAGGCCACCUUUGAUGGAAAGGAGAGGAACUUACGCACUUUCAGGAGCACCCAAAAUGGAGAGAAGAGGAACCUACUCCAGCUCAGCACCUUCAAUGGAGCGAAGGAAUACUACAAGUUCUACCAACGACGAUGCUGAAAAGGCAGCCCGUAGAGAACGUCGACGCUUGAAGAAACUAGCUGAGGAGGAAGCAGAAAAAGUAAGAUUGGCAAAGGAAGCAGAGGAAAGGGAACAUGCAGAGAGGGAGCAGCGACGCGCAGAGAGACGAGAAAAACGAGCAAGAAAAGAAGCUGAGGAAAAGGAAGCUAGGUUGGCCGCUGAAAAACAGGCUUUGGCAAAGGAAGCAGAACGUGCGGCCCGGGAAGAGAAACCAAAGCUCGAGAGACGCAAGUCAUCAAAGAGACAUACCCAUAUCGAACCUAUCAUUGGAGCAGUAGAGGAGACCCGCGAAGAAAAGGAAGCCCGAAGGGAAGCACGUAGGGCGAAGAGAGCAGCUAAGGAACAUGGUUCGGGUACUGGCAGUGGCAGUCAUGGAAAAUCCAAUAGAAAUUCCAUCAACCAUGCAGCACAACUUGCGACAGCCAUGAAAGGCAUUCCGCACUCGGCAGACCCUUACCCACACGAAGGCGAGCGCAGUGAUCAUUAUCAAAGCGCGUACGAAGAAGAAGCCCGCAGACGAAGAAGGCUGGAGCGUCACAACAUCAAAAAAGCCCAGAAGGCGGGCAUCUGGACCAACGGCGAAGCACUUAGUGGUUCCGUCACCCCCGAACGAGUUCCUACUGAAGAGAUUAACGGUGUCAAUUUCUCUUCAAGCACAUCGCAGGACCUUGCACAAGAGGAAGCUAUCAGAGAACGCCGAAGGAAGCGGAAGGAGGCCCGAAGGAGUUUGCACGAGACCGUCGUUGAUGAGGACGAAGCGAAACGCCUUAAGAAGCUUCAAAGGAAGGAGGAGAAGCGUGCGAAAGAGUUGAAGGACAUGAAUGUGGUGAAAGGAAAAGAUGCGAAGAUGUCCGGUGCCAAGGAAAAGGUGGUGAAGAACUCUGAGGACAGAGCCUUGAAGCGAGAGCAGAGGGCGAAGAGGCGGGCGGAAAGUGAGAGAUUCAAUGGCGCGUUGACUGAGAAUGAGGGCUCAUCCAAAAACAAAUGGUGGAAGAAGCUUUUGGGUUAA
Morchella sextelata is the source of this 5388-nucleotide messenger RNA. RefSeq lists its product as uncharacterized. The transcript is spliced from 7 exons. Bases 1 to 5388 code for a protein of 1795 amino acids. The record is from RefSeq and is a predicted model, not a curated record. Lineage: Eukaryota; Fungi; Ascomycota; Pezizomycetes; Pezizales; Morchellaceae.